AUGCCGAAGAAGCAAUUGGUGUAUCCAAAAACUCUUGACCCUUCUUUUCUCGAUGUUCUUCAUAACCACUUUAUGCACGACGGCGUUCUUUCCAAAGAAUGUGUCACAACCCUUCUUUUCGAGGUUCAAAAAGUUUUAAAAAGUGAGCCAAACCUUUUAAGAAUCAAAGAAGACACAUUGAUAUAUGGUGACUACCACGGUCAAUACUUUGACUGUAUUGAACAAAGAGAUGACGAGUUUUGGACAGACACAGCACACUGUUCGUUGUAUCUUGGAGACUAUGUUGACAGAGGAACGAUGUCGUGUGAAGUUGUAAUAACACUUCUUUUUAUGAAACUUAUCACUCCAAACAAAGUGUAUUUGCUCAGAGGAAAUCACGAGACACGAAAAAUGACGGAGAGGUUUGGGUUCAAAUCGGAGUGUAUGGUCAAAUAUGACUUUGAAAUAUACAACCUCUUCAUCUCAACAUUCGAGUGCUUACCACUCGCCGCAACAAUCACCCGUGGUAUCGGAGAGUUCUUUUGUUGUCAUGGUGGCAUUUCUCCUGAUCUCAAUAAAAUUGAGGAAAUAGACAAGAUCUAUCGAUUCACAGAAGUACCGUCGAAAGGACUCUUUUGUGAUUUGUUAUGGUCUGAUCCAUUUGUCCCCGAGCCUGGACAAAAAAACAAAGAAAUAACAACUUUACAUUUUGUCAAAAAUGUAUAUAGAGGGUGUUCGUACAUAUACGGCGUGGAAGCAAUGAAGGACUUCUUGAAAAACAACGAGCUCAACUUACUCAUUCGAGGACACCAAUGCUUCGACUCCGGUAUUUUUGCACACACGUUCGGAUUUCCUGAACAAACACCUUUGGCGUUGACUGUGUUUGGAGCAACAAGGUACCAACGAAAUAGUAAAGCUGGGUGCGUCAUGAUUGAAGAGAAAGAUGUGAAGAUACGAAGGUACGAUUCGACGACUAUUCAGAAACACUUUGAGAAGGAUUUCGGCGGAAUAUUUGUCGACUCGAUCUUUGGACUUGGCAACAUGCUUCAAGAGAUCGGAUUUAGUUUGUUUGAGUUGUGUUACUACUACGACGACGAUUUGAAAAAGUGCGCAAGCGACGAGAAAAUCGCCGAGGACCAAUUUGUAGUGUUUGACUCCGACGACCAAACGAGUGGAGAUGAAAACGGUUGUGACGACAGUGGUGGGUCCGACAGCGACACAUCUUCAAGUUCAAGCGGUUCAAGCGAUAGUAGCACUCAAAGUUCAAGUGACUCAUCAUUAGAAGAGCCACAAGACAUUCACAUGGAGCCCAAAAGCAUUAAUACAGACCAGAAUACAAUUGUUCCUCAAAUUAGUACUGUUGAAAACCAUCCAAAGGAAGAAAAGAUCGAAAAUUUGCAAACAAAACCCGAACCACUGGCUGUUCCAACCCCAAUUUCAUUUUUGAAUGAUCAUCUAACUAAACUAGCAAUAUCGAGCAGGAUAGUAAAUCUGUAUCAGACAAUCCACCAUAGCAGAACUAACACACUGUUUUGCUUAUCAAAGUUUAAGCCUCCACAAAGCCCUUUGCCACAGAAAUUGACAACAUCAAAGUCAAUAGCAACAACUCGACCGCUUUUAUGUUCGUUAUCUAUCACUUUAAAUAUUCGUUAG
This is a messenger RNA of Entamoeba invadens IP1, 1632 nucleotides long. Its product is annotated as serine/threonine protein phosphatase 2B catalytic subunit, putative. Gene Ontology annotation, biological process: calcineurin-mediated signaling. The transcript has 2 exons. Bases 1 to 1632 code for a protein of 543 amino acids. Gene Ontology annotation, molecular function: calmodulin-dependent protein phosphatase activity; calmodulin binding. The record is from RefSeq and is a predicted model, not a curated record. Lineage: Eukaryota; Evosea; Mastigamoebida; Endamoebidae. Gene Ontology annotation, cellular component: calcineurin complex; cytoplasm.